Ostrinia nubilalis (European corn borer) is the source of this 996-nucleotide messenger RNA. RefSeq lists its product as uncharacterized. The coding region runs from base 81 to 464 and encodes 127 amino acids. The record is from RefSeq and is a predicted model, not a curated record. The transcript has 6 exons. Lineage: Eukaryota; Metazoa; Arthropoda; Insecta; Lepidoptera; Crambidae.
AUGAUGCGCCCCUUACAGCCAGUGCUCGGAUCUCGGUAGUGGGACAUGCUGGAUAACUGGUCGGUUUGAUAAGAAUCGAGAUGAAGGAAACAAUCGUAUCAGUGCUGGCGCUUCUUGCAGUGGCUUCUAUUCGAUGCUCCGAGCUUGGGAAGGAUGGCUUCAAUUAUUAUAAAGAUUUUUUACGCGCGCGAUCUGAUGAGGCGAUGCUGGAGGGGCCUUCGCCAGGCGAAAGGAUGCUUUAUUUCUACCGCACCCCGCUGCAGCUAUAUCCGGGGCUGCUGCCGGCGAUCGAGCAGGAGUACAGGAAGAGGACCGGCAACGUCUUCAAGAACCACAUGCUGAGUAAAGAAUUACUUGGGCAGGAUGAGAAGAGGAGUUCGAAAACUGCUCUCUCCAUGAUGCUGCAGGGGAAGCAGGAUCCUUACUAUGCGAACACGGGACAUUUUUGUCCUUACGGAAAGUAGCGAGCUCGAGCUGUAGGUAGACUCAAAACUCCACGUGAAGACUUCGUAGAUUUAACAAGAGUAGAUAUUAAUUAAACUAAUUCUGCAUUCCGCGAUGUACAUGUUAUUUGUUUAGGGUUUUAGUAUGCUGAAACUUUUAGCUUUAAAAUAAGACAUGUUACUACAUUAUUCAAUAAAGAAAAAUAUUUAAAAUGUAAAAGUUAUUAGUUCUUAAAGACAUUAAAUUCAGCUGCUGAAAAUAACAGUAAAUGGUUUUUAUCUUUUGUCACAAUUGCCUAAUGCCUAUACUAGAAAUUGGUAAUGAAGCAACGAAUUAUGUAAUUAAUUAUGGUAGAUGGAAUGUCAAUAUCGUAAUUGUUCAAAUUCACGAUAUUACCUAUGAGUAGGGUACCAUCGCUUGUAUUGUAUGUAUAACAAUUAGUUGGCAGUAAUUAUAUUGAUAAAUUAAUAGCAAUUACCUGUAAUUCUACUCUAAUUAUUCAUAUUUAAGAAACAAUCUGUACUGUGUAUUAAGUUAAAACAACUGUUUGUA